AUGGAUUUAGUCAAAUACCUUAACGAAAAUGAGCGGUUGCGCAACAUAUGCAUACUGGCCCAUGUAGAUCACGGGAAGACGACCCUGGUUGACAACCUGAUAAGCUCCAACAAAAUUAUAAGUGACAAGAACAUCGGGAAGGUGAAGUACCUGGAUAGCCGCGAGGACGAGCAGAAGCGGCAGAUCACCAUGAAGAGCUCCAGCAUCCUGUUGAAGCACACGUACAACAAGGCCUACUUGGACGAGUUGUUCCGCGACCGGGCGGCAGCGCAGAGGAGGGCCGCCGACGAGGAGAUCUCCACCGAGGAGAAGCACAUUCCCACCGCCGACAAGCAGAUUUCCACCGAGGAGAAGCACAUUCCCACCAACGAGAAAGUUUCAACCGACGAGAAGAUUCCCCCCCCCAACCAGCAUACGCUCACCCCCUGCCCAAACGGCGCCGCGAGCACCACGCGCAGCGUCAUCAGGAGGAGAGCAGACGCGGAGGCGGAGACCGAAACGGCGGAAGAUAGAAACACGCACCUCAUCAACAUCAUAGACACCCCCGGACACGUGGACUUCUCAUCCGAAGUGUCCACCUGCAUUCGAAUCUGUGACGGAGCCCUCAUACUAGUGGACUGCAUAGAAGGAGUGUGCAGCCAAACCAAAAUUGUGUUCAGGCAAACGUGGAAAGAAAUGAUCAAAAGCAUUCUGGUCAUCAACAAAAUCGAUAAGCUCAUAACGAACCAAAAUAUGGACAGCAUAAGUGCCUACGAACAUAUAAAUAAUAUUAUCGAACAGGUAAAUGCAUAUAUUUAUCAGCUAUAUGUUGAAGAAAAUAUGAACAAUGAAAAUGUGGAAACGUCCGAAAUGGAAAAAUACACCUACUCGCCAUUAAAAGGGAAUGUCCUCCUGUGUAGCAGUACCCACUGCUGGUGUAUAGAUAUGAACAUCUUCUCCACUCUCUUCUGCAAAAAAAUGAAUAUAAAUAUGAAUAAUUCGGAGAAAAUAAAAAAAUACAUGUGGAAUCAAUAUUAUUUUAAUACGAAGGAAAAGAAGAUUUUAAAAAUGACAAACGAUACAAGUACAUACCAAGGUAACAGUAGUGGGGGACAAAAAAAAAAAAAAAAAAAUUUAUUUUCACUAGUGGUAUUGGAUUUUUUGUGGAAAAUUUACGAAAUUACAACAAUAAAUAGGGAUGAUGAACAGAUAAAAAAAUUAUGUCUGGAGUUAAACAUUUCUACUUAUUUUUUAAAAAAAAAUCAACAGAAUAACGUCGAAAAUAAUACCUUCAUUUUGAUUUACAUCAUGUCGCAUUUUUUGAAUUUGUCAAGGUCAAUUUUUAAUUCCUGUAUUGAAAUUUUCCCCUCGCCCAAAAAUAUUGACCCCAAUAGGCUCUUCAAAAUUUACCCCUCAUUGUAUAAUGAACACAUCUAUCGUAACAUUGUUGAGUGCUCCUCCUCCACCGACUUUACCAUCAUUUACAUUUCCAAAUAUAUUUGCGCCAAUGUGCAAAAUAAUACUCUGAUAGGCUUUCGAGGCUUUUACGAUAAAAAUACCUUUCUCUCCAUAUGCCGCAUUUAUGCCGGCACUUUGCACGAAAAUAUGUUCCUCUACAUUUGCGGCAGGGGCAUCAAAACUGUCGUGAAGAAGAUUUACAUUUGCAUGGGCGGGGACCUCCUCCCCAUUGCCCGGGCCUACGCGGGCAACAUCGUGGCCGUCUACUUGUCCAUCGUCCACGUGGACCCCCUCCCCGCGGGGGGGGGCGGCGUUACAAGCGGCGAAGGCGGUGGUAGCGGCUGCAGAGGGGGCAACGUUGGCUGGAACCAUUGUGGAGACCCCCACGGGGAAGACGCCAAACGGGAGGACCCCUCGACGAUCCCCAUCGAAACGGAUAAUAUGCUGAACGAGUCGGGACACUCCCCCCAAGAGAACCAAACCGAGGAGAUGGCCGAGGGGAUGGCCAAACCCGGAAGCCCCAGCAACGUGCCCCUCAACAUAGACUACCACAGUGGGGGGAAAAACGACUUGCAGUACCUCUCAAACACGCUGAUGAAUUUGAUAAAAAACAAACGAAGCAAAAAAGAGCACAACAUAUUCAUAAUGAACAGUGAUGGGGUUUUUCUAAACAAAAAUAUUACCUUGUCGAGUCAUCAAAAUGCGGAUUCGUUUAUCCUCCCAUUCACAGAUACAUGCUCAACCAUACUGCACACCAUAAUCGAGCCGAAGAACAUUCAAGACAUGAAUAAAUUUCUCUACGGCUUAAUUCUACUCUACACAUGCGACACAUCCAUCGACAUAGAUUUUAACGAAAGGGGGGAGUACAUUUUAAAGUUCUGUGGAGAAAUCCACAUGCAGAAGUGCCUCUCCGAUUUUGUGAACAUUUACAGCAACAUAGAAAUUAAGACGUCCGACACGAAUAUCUCCAUCCGGGAGGGAAUACAAGAAAAUGUCGUAAAGGUAAAGAGGAAGAAAAGUAAGGUGCAGGAAAAUAUGAAAGAUUUGCACGCACAGUAUGUUAGGAUUGGCACGCACAGUCAAGGCAAGUGCGGGGAGUACGCGGCAAGUGGGGAGUAUGCGGCAAGUGGGGAGUACGCGGCAAGUGGGGAGUGUGCUGCAAGUGGGGAGUGUGCUGCCAAUGGGGAAGACCCCCAAGAGGUCAACAAUACAGACAUACCGCAUAUCGACAGUGGCGGCGUAAAGCAGGGGGAAAAGAUCUCUUCUCAUAACACCGCCGAUGGUGACUGCGAAAGGGGCAACUGCAACCAUCCGCGUGGCUCCAAAAUCGAAAGAAACAACCAUCCGACGAGCAUCUUCAGACAUAUUCAGCUCGAAAAAGAAAACCACUUCCUAAACAUCCUUUUCAAUUACAGCCAUAAUACAAUUUGCCAAAAGCUAAACAAUAACUCUUUUUAUAUUUUUUUAAGUGCCCUAAAUAUGCCCCCAAAUCUGCUCCACUUUUUUGAUAAGCAUUAUUCGAAUAUACAAGCCGUCUUAGAAAACAGGUCCAUAUCUCCCUGCUUUUUAAAUUAUGAAAAAUCCGAUUCGUCCACCACAAAUGAGCACGUCAUGUACAAGCAGUGCUUGAUCAACCUGGAGAGGUGCGUCAACGACUUGUGCUUCUUCGACCGGGUUGACGGCGACGAGGCGGUGGAGGACAGGGGGGUCAUCGGCGUUGGCGGGGUUAGCGGCGUUAGUGGGGUUGGCGGCGACACCGCUCCGGACCGCGGAACUGCCCAUGGCUGCCCCGACGGGGUGGGCGAAGGAGCCGCGCCCGACCCCCCCGGCAACGCAGAGAAAGCCAGCCAGCCGCGCAAGAACAAGAACUACCAACUGGAGCUCUGGGACGUGUGCGUGCAAAACGGAAGCGUCACCCUACUGUACAUCAAGAAGUAUUUUAGCAAAAAGAAAAGUGACGAGUACUUGCUCGACAAUAUCAUAACGAACGACAAGUACAAGCAAAUAAUUAACAAGCGGUCCUUCGUCGACACCUACCUCUCAGACACCAACAGCGACGUGAACAUCUAUUUGAACAAUUUAUGCCUCGGCUUUAAAAUGGCUUCAAAAUAUGGCCCCAUCGCCCAGGAGCCCAUCAGAGGAGCCCUGUUCAUCAUCGAGGGCCUCAUCAUCGACGAGGCAGAAAACGGAGACCCAUUCGAAGACCUAAGCUCAAAGGAAGAAAACAGCGAAUAUAAAAUUAACGCAGGGAACAUCAUCGCUCUGAUGAAGGAGGCUUGUUUGAACGCGGUCCUCCAAAAUAAAUUAAGAAUAUACGAACCCAUGUUAAGAUUAAAUUUGACAUGUGAGAGCAACGUCCUGGGGAAGGUAUAUAACGUGCUACUCAAGAGAAGGUGCUCCAUUUUGUCGGAGGAAAUAAAAGACGGCUACUUCCUAUACUGUAUUGAUGCCUACCUUCCUCUCUUUAAUUCGUUUAAGCUGGCAGAAGAGCUAAGGUCCAAAUGUUCUGGCAAUGUUAUAUACGAUAUACAGUUCAGCCACUGGAAUAAGCUGAACGAGGACAUCUUCAUGUCGAAUGAUAGCUCCACCGUCGUCUACGACGAGGACUUCGACGUCAAGUUGAUGGAUAACACUGCCACGGAGAUUGUCAACUUUAUUCGGAGGGCGAAGGGCCUAGAAACGAACGAGAAGAUAAUACAAAAGCCGGAGAAGCAGUGCACCCUCAAGAAGUAA
Molecule: messenger RNA, 4170 nt
Organism: Plasmodium vivax (malaria parasite P. vivax)
Lineage: Eukaryota; Apicomplexa; Aconoidasida; Haemosporida; Plasmodiidae
Product: translation elongation factor, putative
Exons: 3
Coding region: 1-4170 (1389 amino acids)
Biological process (GO): cytosolic ribosome assembly
Cellular component (GO): ribonucleoprotein complex; cytosol
Molecular function (GO): GTPase activity; ribosome binding; GTP binding
Source: RefSeq, a predicted model, not a curated record